Lactuca sativa (garden lettuce) is the source of this 1407-nucleotide messenger RNA. RefSeq names its product zinc finger BED domain-containing protein RICESLEEPER 2. Lineage: Eukaryota; Viridiplantae; Streptophyta; Magnoliopsida; Asterales; Asteraceae. The record is from RefSeq and is a predicted model, not a curated record. Gene Ontology annotation, molecular function: protein dimerization activity; DNA binding.
AUGGAGUGGAAGUUGCAAAAGAGAGUUUUAAGUUUUCAAUAUAUGCCACCUCUACACAAUGGCGUAUGCUUAACAGUAACAAUAUCUAGUAUAUUGUCCGAUUGGGGGAUUGAUAAAAAGUUGUUUACAAUAACGUUAGAUAAUGCUUCCAGUAAUGAUACUUUUGUCAAUCUCCUAAAAGGUCAAUUAUGCAAUGAAGGUGCACUUCGUAGUGAUGGAGAUUAUUUUCAUGUUCGAUGUUGUGCUCAUGUGUUGAAUUUAGUUGUUCAAGAUGGAUUGAAGGCUAUUGAUGAAGGCAUUGUCAAAGUGAGAGAAUCAAUUAAGUACGUGAAGGGUUCCCAAGUACGAAAAACUAACUUUAUGAAUGCUGUGAAGCAAGUCAAUUUGAUUCCAAAAAAAGGCUUGCGACAAGAUGUUCCCACUAGAUGGAAUGCUACAUUUCUUAUGAUCGAAAGUGCUAUUUUUUAUCGUCGUGCUUUUUCCCGAUUAGCACUAAUGGAUUCUAAUUAUUUGGAUUGUCCAAGUAAUGAGGAAUGGGGUAAAUUGGAAAAGAUUUUCAGAUUCUUGGAAGUAUUUUAUGAAGUUACAUGCAUUUUUUCUGGAAAUAAAUAUUGCACAUCAAACUUAUAUUUUCCUUCGGUUUUGACGGUUGAAAGAACUUUGAGAGAAGAAAUGAAAAGUUCGGAUAAGUUUAUGAAGAAUAUGGCUGGCCAAAUGUAUGGAAACUUCUCAAAAUAUUGGUCUGAGUAUAGUCCUAUUUUGGCGAUGGCUGCGGUGUUGGAUCCACGAUAUAAGAUGCAAUAUGUUGAGUUUACUUACAAAAAACUCUAUGGAAGUAAUUUUCAUGAGCAUAGUGAUCGUGUUCGGGAGAAGUUACAUGAUCUCUUUAGUGAAUAUGUUACUGGAUUGCCUUACAAAACAUCAACUAUAUCAACAAGUGAUUCAUGCAAGAGUGUCAACAAAAAGAAUGACACAAUGCUUAGCAAAAGCACAAGAGAAAUGCUACAGGAGUUCACAGUUUAUGAAACUAAGGAGUUCGCUUUGUCUCAAAAAUCACAAUUGGAGAUGUACCUAGAUGAGCCAAGAAGUGAUAUUACAGAAGAUAUAAAUGUUCUUUCAUUUUGGAAAGCUCAUCAAUAUCGUUAUCCGGAACUCGCUUCCAUGGCUCGGGAUAUUUUAAGCAUCCCUGUUUCCAUUGUAGCAUCCGAGUCAGCUUUUAGUAAUGGUGGUCGUGUUCUUGAUAAAUUUCGAAGUUCGUUGGCACAUAAAAAUGUUGAAGCUAUAAUUUGUGCAAAAGAUUGGUUGUUUGGGAUUUCAGGUGAUGAAGACUUGUGUUUACAAGAUCUUACAGAAGAUAUUAUGGAAUUGGAUAGCAAGGGAAGUGAUACACAUGAAGCGAUGGAAUGA